Molecule: messenger RNA, 1803 nt
Organism: Cygnus olor (mute swan)
Lineage: Eukaryota; Metazoa; Chordata; Aves; Anseriformes; Anatidae
Gene: TMEM74
Product: transmembrane protein 74
Exons: 2
Coding region: 796-1734 (312 amino acids)
Source: RefSeq, a predicted model, not a curated record
GUGUGGCCAUGCAGUAUCCGCCCUUGAGCCCUCGGUCUUCGAGGCGGAAUUGCAUUCCCAAAGCUCUUCAUCAAACGGGAGAUCCGCUGUAGGAAAGCGCUGCUUUUCCCCUGGGAUUAUCAGAUUUCCACCGGAGAAUGCAGAUCCUGGAUUAGGGGGCUGCGUGGGAUUUGCGUGUUUCUUUCUAAUUAGUCUGCGUGUCUGCGGUUAAAAUCCUUAAUUCGGAGAGGGGAAGUUACUUGCUGCUGAAAGAAAUAGAUGCCUUUUUUUUUCCCCCUGACAUUUUCUGCAGUUAUUCGGGUUACCCCGUGCUCUGUGGAUGACUUACUGCCUUAAUUGGAUAUCGGUGUCAAAGGUUGAUUAGACUCCCUAAUAGAUUUUGGAUCUGCAAGAGGAUUGCAGUUUUAAGUUCGUGGUUAAAACAAUUGUGUUUGCCAUCUCCCCUCGAGCAGCUGAGAGGGAGACUGAUGUAUUAUAUUUGUGUUAUCUGCUCUUCGGUUUAUUAACGUACCAUCAGGAGGUUGUCGGGCUUGGUUUUGUUGUUGUUUUGUUUGUGUUUUUUUUUUUCCCUCUGCUAUUUCAUUUGCAGACAGAAAAGAAAUGAACGUCAGAGGGGAUUUGUUUAAUCAUUUAACAGCUGACACAAGCCAUGUCCCUAACAAAAUGUUGCUGAAAGAGUAGAAGAUUUCUGGCAUACAGCGGCUCCGGUACCAUGAAACCACUCCAGCGAGUCAGGGGCAGCGCCUGCUGAAGGAUGCAGUAACCCAGGAGUCCGGGCUUGCCGGGACGAGGCCGAUGGCUUGCAUGGAGCUUCUCUACCUGGCCGAGGAGAACAGGCAGGGGUCCCUGGGCACUGCUGCGGGCUGGAGCCUGCCUUCCUCUCCCUAUGAGCAGCAGCAGCAGCAUGAGGGAGGCGAGGUGGACCCCAGAGCAGCCUCUGCUGUGGCAGCCCUGCAUUGCAAGCCCUCAGAGAGGGGUCCCAUGGCAGAGCCCACCCCGGUUCCCUUGUCUUCUGCCUCGGGCCCCUUGCCCUGGGAGCACCCAGCACCCCCCGGCACCUCCCAGCCUUGCCACCUGCCCGAGAGCUUCCCGGGGGAAGAGGACGCGGGGAAGAAGAAAGCCUGCUGCUGUGCCCAGGAACUCGAGACGUCAUUCACCUACGUGGAUGAAAAUGUGAACCUGGAGCACGCAAGAAGUCCCCCUAGUCCAACAGGCUGUCGGGAUGCUCCUCAGCAGCGCUCCUGCCGGGAGCUGCCGCCCGAAUGGGUGCACGAUUCCCCUUCCCUGGCCUCCGAGGAGGAUGACACGGCCUCGGAGGUGGCAGCUGGGAAAUCCGUGGACUACGGGUUCAUUAGUGCCAUUUUGUUCCUCGUUAGCGGGAUUUUGCUGGUGAUCAUUUCCUACGUGGUACCCAGAGACGUGACUGUGGAUCCCAACACGGUGGCUGCCCGGGAGAUGGAGAGACUGGAGAACGAGAGCGCCAGGAUCGGGGCUCACUUGGACCGCUGUGUGAUCGCCGGGCUGUGUCUCUUAACCCUGGGGGGAGUGGUGCUCUCCAGCCUGCUGAUGAUGUCCAUGUGGAAAGGGGAGCUGUACCGGAGGAGCAGGUUUGCAUCCUCCAAGGAGUCUGCAAAGCUCUAUGGGUCUUUCAAUUUCAGAAUGAAGUCUGGUGCAAAUGAUAACAUGCUCGAGCUGUCGUUAGUUGAGGAAGAUGUGCUUGCCGUAGAUAAUUAGAGUGGUCAUGAGUUUUUAAGGCAGCGUUUCUAUGAGAAAACAUGUUUCAUUAAAGAAAACAGAUUUGGC